AUGGACGAUAUCCACGCCAAGGCCGAGUUGGGUCGCUAUCGCAUACGCGGCUUUUCGUCUUUCCAGAAAGUCACGCAUUUUGACGACCUGACAUUCCUCUCCACUGGCCUGACCAGAUUUCCGCUGGAGGGCUACAAGGAGCGCUGCAACACUCGCACCGUCAUCGGUGCCCGCAACGCCGAGAACCCGCUGAUUCUGGAGACUCCUAUAUACAUCAGCGGCAUGAGCUACGGAGCCCUUUCAGCCAACGCCAAGGUUGCGCUCGGCAAGGCUGCGGCAAUGGUCGGGUCGGCAAGCUGCACCGGCGACGGCGGUAUGCUGCCGGGGGAGCGGGCCGCCUCAGACAAGCUGAUCUACCAGGUCCUGCCCAGCCGUUACGGAUUCAACCCCCAUCACCUCUUGGACGCCCAGGCUAUAGAGAUCGUCGUUGGACAGGGCGCCAAACCCGGUACCGGCGGCAUGCUGAUGGGUGUCAAAGUGCAGGACGACGUGGCCGAGAUGCGCGACCUGCCUCUUGGUAUCGACCAGCGCAGCCCGGCGCGUCAUCCGGACUGGCUUGGGCCCGAUGAUCUGGCCAUCAAGAUAGAGCAAUUGCGCGAGGCGACAGACUGGCAGGUUCCCGUCCACGUGAAGCUGGGGGCCUGCCGGGUGGACGACGAUGUGAAGCUGGCAGCCAAGGCAGGCGCCGACGCUAUUGUCAUUGACAGCAUGCUUGCGGGGACCGGCGCCUCGGCCGAGGUCCUGCUGGAACACAGCGGCAUUCCCACCGUUCCUGCUAUUGUCAUGGCCCGGGAGGCCCUGCGAGAGCUGGGCCUGUACGGCAAGGUGAGCUUGAUCGCCUCCGGAGGCAUCCGCAGCGGCGCGGACGCCGCCAAGGCCCUCGCCCUUGGGGCCGACGCUGUCGCCAUCGGCCUGGGAGCGUUGAUUGCACUCAACUGCAACAAGGAGAUACCAGAGAGCAAUUUCCAGGAGGAAGUCGGCGUCCCGGCUGGGUACUGCCGCUUCUGCCACACGGGCAAAUGCCCCGUCGGUAUCGCGACCCAGGACCCGUUGCUUAUGGCCAGGCUCGACCCGGACGAGGGCGCGGAACGGGUUGCAAACUUCAUCAACUCCAUGACCAUGGAGAUGACCUUGCUCACCAGGUCGCUGGGUAAGGGAGACGUCCACAGUCUGGAGCCGGAGGACUUGGCGGCCCUGACCCUGGAGGCCUCGGCCAUGGCCCGCGUUCCACUGGUCGGAACCAAUAAGGUAUUCGGCGAGUAG
Geodia barretti is the source of this 1263-nucleotide messenger RNA. The record is from the annotation of a GenBank genome assembly. Lineage: Eukaryota; Metazoa; Porifera; Demospongiae; Tetractinellida; Geodiidae.